Molecule: messenger RNA, 1197 nt
Organism: Durio zibethinus
Lineage: Eukaryota; Viridiplantae; Streptophyta; Magnoliopsida; Malvales; Malvaceae
Source: RefSeq, a predicted model, not a curated record
AAUUUUUACGUGCAGUGCGGCAAUGGCAUCGAUGGAGUCAGGGACGUGAAGCCUGCUGCAGUGGCUAACCCAAAAGACCUUGACGGGAAAUUUUCAAUUUCCGACUUCCACAAAACAGUGAAUAUUGGGUCACUUGAAAGGACUUCUCUUCAAGCUCUUGUAGAGAAAUACUCCCUUAGGGAUCAUUCCCAUGAUAACAUGGAGAACGCUAAGGGAGGCUUGUUCACUGUGGAUGAGCUACAUAACAAUUUCCAUGCAGGGAAAAUGCUACCAAUCUUCUUUCCCAACAAAGACCCUGCUACAUCUCCUUUCUUGCCCAAGAAAGUAGCUGAUUCCAUCCCUUUCUCAUCAUCAAAACUUGCUGAAAUCCUCCAACUCUUUUCCAUUCCUCCAGGUUCUUCCGUGGCCAAAUCCAUGGAAGAUACAAUUAAAAAAUGUGAAUAUGCACCUGGUAAAGGAGAGACCAAGACUUGUGCCACCUCCUUGGAAUCCAUGGUUGAUUUUGUUAGCGGUGCCUUUAAAGUGGGGCCUCAAGAUACCAGAUUCAUUACUACCACUCACCCCACCAUGUCAACUGCUUCAUUACAAAACUACAGGGUUUUGGAAGCUCCUAAAGAGAUUAAAUCUUUCAGGAAAGUAGCUUGCCACCCCAUGCCUUACCCUUACGCAGUAUUUUUCUGCCACUAUGAUGAGGAUUCAAGUGAGACCAGAGUUUUCAAGGUCUCAAUGGUUGGUGAGAACACUAAAGACAAAGUAGAUGCUGCCGCUGUUUGCCACAUGGACUCCACUAGUGCCGCCCUUCUUAACCUCACAGACAAGCACGGCAAAUCUCCUAUGUGCCAUUUCUUCUCUGCUGGGGAUCUGAUUUGGGUUCAGUGAUUGAUGAUGACCUGCCAAUUAUCGCCUAAUUACUGGCUUGCUUAUAAUUUGCUGCUUCUCUGUCUUGUCAUGCAUGCAGAUUGUCUGAUAUUACAAGCCUAUAACGGUCCCGAAGCGUCUCUACUUAAAGUACGACUUUAGUUUGGUGUUUGUAGAUAUAAAUAUGAUGUAAUAAAAUCUGAUGAUACAUCCCUGAAUCCUGAUGUACAAGGAAUUGAAGGAUAUCAGAUUUUAAGGGGCUUGCUACUAUGCCAACUAUUGUAUUGUAUAAAUGAAACAUGCAUGGCACUUUAUGUUGGAAUAUUUGUUGAUUUCAUG